This is a messenger RNA of Armigeres subalbatus, 393 nucleotides long. RefSeq lists its product as uncharacterized. Lineage: Eukaryota; Metazoa; Arthropoda; Insecta; Diptera; Culicidae. The transcript has a single exon. Bases 1 to 393 code for a protein of 130 amino acids. The record is from RefSeq and is a predicted model, not a curated record.
AUGGCGAAUCCUGCUGAAAAUCCAACACCAGCCGCUGCUGCUGCCGUCGCUGUUAAGCUACCCGACUUUUGGAAGUCGGAUCCAACUAUGUGGUUCGCACAAGCCGAGGCACAAUUUGCGUUGGCUGGCGUAACACAAGACGUAAUCAAAUUCCACCACAUCGUCGCGAAAAUCGAUCAAUCGGUGAUCUGUCAUGUGACGGAUCUGGUGAAAGAUCCUCCAGCCGCCGGAAGGUAUGCGGUAAUCAAAAAACGCCUGAUUUCACGAUUCGAGCUUACACCGCAGUCGAAACUGGAAAAGCUACUAGGUUUCUGCGAUCUGAGCGAUUUGCGUCCCACCCAUCUACUUUCCAAGAUGCAAGAGCUGUCAUCCGGACUCAAUGUCGAUGAGUAG